Molecule: messenger RNA, 1449 nt
Organism: Centropristis striata (black sea bass)
Lineage: Eukaryota; Metazoa; Chordata; Actinopteri; Perciformes; Serranidae
Product: elastin-like
Exons: 18
Coding region: 166-1449 (427 amino acids)
Molecular function (GO): extracellular matrix structural constituent
Source: RefSeq, a predicted model, not a curated record
AUCCAUUGAAACAGAGUCUUUGCCCUUCCUUAAUUGCAUCGAGUCCCAUAUCUUUUCCCUUUUUUCACCUUUUUCCCCACUCUUAAAGACUUUGGGCUUGUGUUAAUUAGCUAGGAGAGAAUAAAACCAGCUGAUCGGGAUAGGGGUGGUGCAUUUUGGAGCGAGAUGGCUAACAGAAACAUUCUGUUGCUCUUCUGUGGACUCUUCCUCUUAGCACUGAUUCAGCCAUCUCUUCAAGGAGGUGUGUAUGUACCACCUGGCGCUGGGAUCGGACCAGGAGGCACGGGGCCAGGAACUGGAUUCUUUCCAGGGGCUGCUGGAGGAGUCCCUGCGGGCUAUAAACCAGCUAAAGCUGCAGUAGGAGGCUAUGGAGGUGGAGGCCGUGGUGUGGGACCUGGAGGUCUGGUGCCAGGAGGUGUAGGCCAAGGUGGUUAUGUGCCAGGAGGUGUGGGACCAGGAGGUUAUGUGCCUGGAGGUGUCGGUCAUGGUGGUUUGGGCACUGGAGGUCUUGGAGGAGGACAAGGUGGAAAACCCCCUAAACCAGGUUAUGGCAAUCUAGGAGGUGGUGGCUUGGGAGCCGGAGGCUAUGGAGGUGGUGGUUAUGGUGGAUAUGGUGGAGGCACCGGGGGCUUUUUCCCAGGAGGAAUUGGACAGAAGGCAGCCAAAAGAGGGACUGGAACUGUGCUUGGAGCAGGAGGAGUUCCUGGUGGGGCAGGAACUGGAGCUGCAGUGCCCGCUGGAGUCCCUGUUAUUCCUCAGACGGGCCUUCCAGGAGGGGGUGCUGCUGCAGCUGCUGCAGCUGCAAAGAAAGCUGCUAAAGUGCCAGGUGUGGGUGUGCCUGGACUUUACCAAGGUGGACUAGUGCCAGGGCAAGGGUUUGGCGGGCGUGGAGUGCUGCCUGGAGUGGCCACAGGCACCGACCUGAAUCCCAAAUCAAUUGGAGGAGGAGGACAAGGAGGUCAAGGACCAGGUGCCCGUGGGUAUGGUGGGCCGAUGCAGCCAGGAGUGUUUCACGGAUACCCCCUCAAAUCACCCAAACUGCAAGGUGGCUAUGGAGCAAAACCUGGAGGUGGCAAACUACCUUUUGGAUAUGGCUAUGGUAAUGGUGGAGCUGGACUUCCAGGAGGACUAGGUGGCGCUGGGUCAAAGCCUGGAUAUCCUGUUGGUACAGGAGUGGGGCCGGGGGGCAUCUCACCUGCACAGGCUAAAGCUGCCAAAUAUGGUGUUGGUGGCGUUGGCGGCGUUGGUGGUGUUGGCGGCGUUGGCGGCGUUGGCGGCAUUGGCGGUGUUGGCGGCGUUGGAGGACUGUAUCCAGGGCAGGUGCCAGGAGGACUGGGACCUGGGGGUAUCUCACCUGCUCAGGCUAAAGCUGCCAAAUAUGGUAGCCUCCCACAUUUAUUACCUGUACCAUAUGUUUCUAUCAAGAAAAGCAUGAUGCAAGUUGUGUAA